AUGGCUACUGACGUUACACCAGUGAAACCUCACACUGGUUCGAUACAGAACUAUAAUACCGCAGUCAGGGCCAGCUCAGGAGACUCCCGCUCAGCUUAUCAGCAGGAUCUUCUUGGUUACAUCGAGUAUCGAUCACAAAAGCCUAUCAAAGCUUAUGAAACGUGGUCGAUCACUGGUAUCGAUGCUGUAGUCAAAACGAUCGAAGAGUCUAUUAGGGCUGGAAACGACCUGAAGGAGUUUCAGCAAAAUGUACGGGACAAAGUCGAAGAAAAAUAUUUAUACCCUCAACUGCAAAAUAUAUUCCGUAUAAUCGAGGGUGCAGUAGCGACAAAAACAGGAUAUAAUCGCUCACAGUAUCGGCAGUUGGUUGCAAUGAGCGAACACGUUCCUGAUGCCGAACAAAUGUCCUUUCCUGUUAAUAAACCCGACUUCGCUCUUAUGGAAGUACCUCCAACGUCAGAGCCUCUGACUCCCAGCAUUGAUCCGGGGAGCAACCGGGUCAAGUGGAGACAGAUUUGUGGGUUUGUCGAAGUCAAAAGUACAUUCAAUAAAGGUCCCAAUGCGCCAUCAGCAACAACAGUCAGACAAAUAGUCUCACAGGGAGCCAAUUAUGCAAGGCUGAUUUUGGCAUCCCGACCAUUCCACCUCUAUGUUCUAUGUAUCUUCAUUUACGGGCCAAACUUCUGCCUCGGAUGGUAUGACCGGAGAGGGGUCAUCCUUUCGGACGAUUACCACAUUGACACUAAUCUUCACAUCCUUAUCAACGUAGUGCUUCAGCUCACUACACACAUGACUCCAUGUCAGCUCGGGCACGACAAAACGGCGACCUUGCUAAACGGGCAUACGUACUACCAGGAGCAGUAUCCCUCCUUCUUGGUGAGCAUGAGUUCAGUCACCGAUACUCGUCGGUGGAAAACCGUGGGCCCCCCCAUAUGGUCUUCUUUGUCUUUACUAGGCCGUGGCACUGCCACAUGGCGAGCUAUAUCGCUGCAGCAUAAUGAUGCUGUCGUAUUAAAAACCCUAUGGAGAUCGCAGACCCGACGAAGCGAAUCCGACGUCUACAGGUCUAUCACUUCUGCUAUGCCAGGUGUUGCCACACUGAGUAUUGGAGAUGACGUUCGCCAUUCUGUCGGAAGGGACGCAAAUGCUAUCGUAACAGUUGGCUGGCUCCGUUCUACCAUUCUUCAAGAUGACACCUGCGUUCGUGAUGAUCCAGUUCUCCAUCGUCUCGCGCUCAAAACCGUCGGAAGACCUUUGUGGGAUGCCGAAACAAGUAAAAUUUUCAUUACGGGCUCCCUGGCUGCACUCAGAGGACACCAAGCACUUUGGAUAAAGGGAAUUCUUCAUAGAGACAUGAGUCCAGGGAAUAUCUUUAUCGGUCUGCCGGGCUGCGCUGAGGGUUGGGAAGGGUUCGUUGCAGACCUCGAGCUGGCCUGGAUGGCACAAGGGAAGACCGAAACAAUUGACGUAUUAGAACCUGUUGCUCCCUCAGUGGGACAGAAAAACACCAGGUGCAUCUUUCGCGAGGAAAGCGUUUCGAAUUCUAGAGCUCCUGGGGCAGAAAUCACUGGCACCGCGUUGUUCAUGGCUGGCGAACUUUUGGACAAUAUUCUCCUGGUCAACAAGAAGGGAAAAGUUUGUCCAGCACAACUUCGACGUGGUGUACACCAUGACCUGGAGUCUUUUAUCCUUGUUCUGUUCUAUGCAAUCAUGAAACGUGCCUUUGAACAAGGGUUCUCUGAAGAGGAUGCAUGCAAUAAAAGUGGCAUUGAACGACUCUAUCGCUCACUGUUCGGUGGCCAUACUAUCUGCGACAUUAUACAAGGACGGUCUGUUUUUCUACAGCAGAAGCCAGUAUGCCUCUACGAGGUGGUGGACCCAGCAAUGCGCCAACUCCUUCAUGGCUGUUGGAUCCUUCUGAAAUCACAGAGGGCUGACAGUGUCCCAGGUGACGCAUAUACGGACGAGAUUGAAAAGGAGUUGCAGUUGAGAACACUUAAUACCCUUUUAGAACUCCCAUAG
Molecule: messenger RNA, 2022 nt
Organism: Suillus bovinus
Lineage: Eukaryota; Fungi; Basidiomycota; Agaricomycetes; Boletales; Suillaceae
Exons: 5
Coding region: 1-2022 (673 amino acids)
Biological process (GO): protein phosphorylation
Molecular function (GO): protein kinase activity
Source: RefSeq, a predicted model, not a curated record